AUGGCCACAUUUUCCAUCAUCGACGAGCUUCUCGGAACUCCCAACGUUCCCCCUGAGCACAGCGCGACUAGCCUCAUCAGCCGCCUAUUGGAAGUAGCGGCAUAUGAAGCAACGGAGAGCGAUAUCAACAUACAAACAUGCUAUUCUAUUGUCAGGGUGGCUCGAGAAAAACGUGAAGAGAUCGACACGGCCCUUAGGGAACUUACAGACAUCGACUCGGAGGAGAAGGCGUGGAAGACAUUUCAUCAGGCCAUUCAGGACAUUCGUAAUCUUGAAAGACUUGUUCUGAAAGCUGGGGUCCUAAAGCCGGCAAACAUUGACCUUGAAUCCACGACAGUUCAAAUGGCUCAUACACACCUGAAAACAUGGGAGGGUCGACGAGAAAAGCUUGGAGAAAGUCAUCACCAUAUCGUGACGUUCCUGGCUAAGCCCGAAACGAUCGUUAAAGCUGCACAGCAUCAAGACGACACUUCACUUCUCCAAACCCUGGUUGGCAGAAUUAUCAGCGGACAAGAGAGUGCGAUCAACUGCCAGGGUCUUGUGGACGCUCAUAAAGCGCUGAAGGCUCAUUUGGAUGAGGCCAGCAAGAAGUCAGGUUUGGAAGGGCAGAGAGUCCUGUAUGCAGUGAAAGCUGCAUGGCUUAUCAACUCCGCUAUUGUGGAAGCGAAGGAUGCCAGAGGAACGCGAAAGCUUGGGUUGAUCGACGAAACCUUAUGGAACCUCGGUCGAGAUUUCGUAUCGAGUAUCACAGACCUGGAAGAUUCCGCGCUCGAGGCUAAAUACAGCGAAUUCCUCAACAAGCUGCUGGUGAACAACGAACAAGAACCCCCGACAUAUGGCAUUAUAAAACUCAUCGUGGCCUCUAGGAAGAUCACGCGGCCUUUCCUAUCGCGCAACGAGACUCUCUUGGAUCAUUGCAUGAUCUUGACGCGCGAGUACAACAGUGACAGUGACAUUGGACACAAGGUCCAUCAUCAAGGUUCGGUCAAGCUUGCAAUCGAAGAGUCUCAGAAAGCCGUAGACGCCGCAGUGAAGUGCCUUCCGGCCAGUGGCACAUUCGAAAUCGAGCAGAGAGUCUUCCAAGAAGCAGUAGAAGCGUAUAGGGUAGCACAACAGAAGGUCAUAGAGGCGUUGAACGAGUACAAACCGACCGAAGCUGCCGCGCUCGAGCAAAAAAUGCGGGCCGCAACCCAGGAUGACAAUGAUCGCAUAGAAGAGCUCAAGGGUCGGUGCACAUCUACAUCUAUGACAUCGCGGACAAAAGCCGGAACGAUUAAGAUCACUAUCACGGACAGUCCAAUAACCCCAGCAGAUAGAGAGUAUCCAGGCGACACUAAGAUUGGUGCGCUUAUAUGGGAAGCAAGGCUCAGAGCAGGAAACCACAUUGUGGGGCUCAUGCAGGAUGGAAAGUAUUUGGAAGCACAUCAAACUAUCCAGACCCUUGAUCGUGCGAAGGAGCUCAGAUUUGUAUUGUCCACAUGA
Serendipita indica DSM 11827 is the source of this 1482-nucleotide messenger RNA. Lineage: Eukaryota; Fungi; Basidiomycota; Agaricomycetes; Sebacinales; Serendipitaceae. The record is from the annotation of a GenBank genome assembly.